Messenger RNA from Rhipicephalus microplus (southern cattle tick), 1637 nucleotides. RefSeq lists its product as uncharacterized. Gene Ontology annotation, molecular function: heme binding; oxidoreductase activity, acting on paired donors, with incorporation or reduction of molecular oxygen; monooxygenase activity. The record is from RefSeq and is a predicted model, not a curated record. NCBI's taxonomy places the organism in Eukaryota, Metazoa, Arthropoda, Arachnida, Ixodida, Ixodidae.
CUUUAUUUACAGCCCGUCCACAUGAUUGAUGAUGCUCGGUACAAUAAAUAUGGCAAGUUCUUCGGGGCCUUCGAGUCUAACAAGCUCAUUCUGUUUGUUGCCGAGCCCGAACUCGUGAAGCAGGUUCUUGUAAAAGAUUUCCCGUCCCUUCCAAAUAGAAGGACAUUCACGUUCUAUGACCCACUGCUGGACAACAUGAUGAGCGUCACUCCCGUGAAACGGUGGAGGAGGAUUCGACCAGCGGCGAGUCCAGCAUUUUCUACUGGGAAGUUGAGAAAGAUGAAUGCGUUGAUCGAAGACUGCGCCCUGUCGACUGCGGAGCACCUGAAGAAAGCAGCUUCUAAAAAUGAAGACAUUGAUGUGAAGCAGUUCUUUGGUCACUAUACCCUGGACGUCAUUGCUAGGUGUGCCUUCGCGACAAGGCUCGACUCUCACUCUGACCAGACGAACGAAUUUGUCACUAGGACGAGACAGGCCUUCUCUGGACAAAUCACGCCACGUCUUGUCCUUUUCUUUUUAUUUCCGGCCCUGGCUAAGAUGAUUAGACUACGGCCCUUCAAUUCGGAGAUCUUUCUCUACUUCAAGCGGAUCUGUCAGAACAUCAUAAAAAGCCGACAGGACAAACAAUCCCACCACGAAGACUUUCUCCAACUUAUGAUGGAUGCCCAGGAAGGAAAGCUCGCGUCUGCUUCUGAAAACGCGGCUGAGCGUGACAACAAGCUAUUCAAUUUGGGCUCAGAUGUGAAACUGGACACUUCCUUUUCUUCAAACAAGACGUUGACCGAGGAUGAAUCGAUGGCCCAGUGUGUGCUGUUUUUCAUUGCUGGCCAGGACACAACCUCGUCGGUGAUUUCGUUCACGCUCUACCUGCUCGCUAUUCACCCCGAGGUGCAGGAGAAGUUGAGGGAAGAAGUGGACGAGUGCUUCAAGGUUCACGGAGAACACCCCAGCCUGGAUGUUGUCACGAAGCUCAAGUACCUACAUUGCGUUGUGUCCGAGUCUCUUCGAAUGUACCCUCCAGCGACGCGAAUUGAGCGAUCACCUCACGAGGACUACGUUCUCGGAGAUACGGGAGUGAAGGUGAAGAAGGACGAGUUGAUAGCGAUUCCCGUCUACUCGAUGCACUACGAUCCGCAGUACUUUCCCGAUCCUUCGAAGUUUGAUCCAGAAAGGUUCAGUGAUGAGAACCUAGAGUCCAUACAACCAUACACCUACCUGCCAUUUGGAGCAGGACCUCGCAACUGCAUCGGUAUGCGUUUCGCUCUACAAGCUGUGAAGGUGUCCAUCUUGUACACCAUCCGCAACGUCCAAGUCGUUCGGACUGAAAAAACAAAAGUGCCCCUAGAAUUCCGGAGUGGAUUCACAGUACUAACAGCCAAGGACCUGACAUUGGGAAUUCGGCAACGGGGCUAGUGAUUCACUAGUUCUUUGUUCUUUUCUUUUUCAACUGAUUGAUAUUUUGAAAGUGGCUGGAAGUUCCUGGUGUGAACGGAUCAACGUAUCUCUACAAGAAAGCCUUACUUCUCUUACCUUUUGUUCAGUGAAAUCGACUGUAUUCAGAAUUCACAAGUGGCCAUGCGCAAACUUUUUCGCACAUGUACGCGCCUUUGCGAGAAUAAUUUUGCGGUCCUUCUCCA